Molecule: messenger RNA, 5463 nt
Organism: Coniophora puteana RWD-64-598 SS2
Lineage: Eukaryota; Fungi; Basidiomycota; Agaricomycetes; Boletales; Coniophoraceae
Product: beta and beta-prime subunits of DNA dependent RNA-polymerase
Exons: 11
Coding region: 75-3749 (1224 amino acids)
Biological process (GO): DNA-templated transcription
Cellular component (GO): nucleus; RNA polymerase I complex
Molecular function (GO): DNA binding; ribonucleoside binding; DNA-directed RNA polymerase activity
Source: RefSeq, a predicted model, not a curated record
AAAAUCUAGCAGCUGGUCAGGAGCUACAGUUUAAAGCUCGAGGAAACUCGCCCAAAAAACAUAAAAUCGUCGACAUGCCAGACGGAUCGGCAGGGCCAAGUCGCAAGCCCACUUUUGAUACCCUAGCGCGCGAAGAUGCAUUUCGAAACCCAGACCAAAAAACAUCUACCUACCCAAUCCUCAACGAGUUCGUCACUCCGCUUCUCGAAUCAUUCAAUGCCCUCUUCGACGACUCAGGCCUCCCAAAGGGCGACGGGGACGGACGUGGCCUGUUAUCUCUCGCCGUCAAAGACAUCGGAGAAAGGGUUGUUUUCGAUGGGACUGGUCAGAUAGGCACUGAAAGUGGCCAGACAGGAUGGGGAAACCGCUUGAGCAUUUGGAUUGAGGAUGUAUCAUUAUCAGCACCUCGUGUAACCGACAAGGAUACAUGGAGCACUGAACGUCGAGUUUAUCCCUCAGAGGCUCGUGAACGCUUAGUAUCUUAUCGAGGUCGUAUGCAAGCCAAAAUUUGUUGGAGAAUAAAUGGCGAGGAGCCAACCCAGAGCAUAAUGCGAGAUUGUGGUCUAGUGCCAAUCAUGGUCCGGUCUGUGCGGUGUAACCUUCGAUCAUUACCGUCUUCAGAGCUUGUCCGCCGACACGAAGAGCCCGAAGAAUUCGGCGGCUACUUUAUCAUCAACGGCAACGAACGUCUUAUUCGCUACCUCAUCCUCCCAAGACGAAAUCAUGUCAUCUCCCUUAUCCGCCCGUCUUUCACGAACAGAGGGCCAUCAUAUACUCAGCAUGCAGUUCAAAUCCGCUGUGUCCGACCAGACCAGACGAGCGCUACAAAUACGCUCCACUACCUUGCCAACGGGAGCGCAAUGUUACGCUUCAGCUGGCGAAAGCAAGAAUAUGUGAUUCCAGUCAUGCUUAUCCUCAAGGCUCUCAUUGGCGCCUCUGACAAAGAGAUCUUUGAGCAUCUCAUGAUGCAAGACUUUGAUAACACUUUUCUGUCCGACCGCGUCGAGCUGCUUCUGCGCAGCUUUAAGCGAUUCGCCCUGUACACCGGCGAGCAAUGUCUUGAAUAUCUGGGCGACAAAUUCCGCGUCGUCUUAGGUUUGCCAGAAGACUGGACUAACAAGGCACUCGGUGUUUGGUUGCUUCAGAAGAUGGUUCUCGUCCACGCAGAUUCGGCAAGGGACAAGUUCCGUAUGUUAAUCUUCAUGCUUCGCAAGCUUUAUGCUCUGGUCUCCGGUGCUUGCUGCGGGGAUAAUCCUGAUUCGCCUCAGCACCAAGAGGUGCUCCUUCCAGGAUACCUAUAUGGCAUGAUCAUCAAAGAAAGACUGGAAGAGGGCUUAAAUGCAGUACGCAAUCAAAUAAACAUUGACGUCCGAAGAUCAGAACCGCCGGUGGAUUUUAUUGACAAACGCUACAUAACGAAGGUCAUCAAUAAAGUGAACUGGGACAUUGGUGCCAAGAUGGCAAAUUUCCUAGCCACAGGCAACCUCAUCUCUCCCUCGGGACUUGACUUGCAGCAAGCAUCCGGUUUCACUAUCGUUGCCGAAAAGCUGAAUUGGCUUCGUUACAUCUCUCAUUUUCGUUCCAUUCACCGUGGUGCCUUCUUUGCUGAACUCAAAACGACAACCGUCAGAAAAUUGCUUCCCGAAGCAUGGGGUUUUCUGUGCCCUGUCCACACUCCCGAUGGUUCGCCAUGUGGUCUCCUCAAUCAUCUUUCGCGAACAUGUCGCAUCGUCACCUCCCCUUUGGCAGUCGCACACAUUCCAGCCCUGCUAGUCGCCCAUGGUAUGACACAAGCAUUUUCUGCGUCUAUCGACGGCAGAAAGAACCUCUGCGUACAGCUUGACGGCCGGGUGAUUGGUUGGGCUCGGCCAUCGGUUGCCCGUCAACUCGCGGGCAACCUGCGGUUCUGGAAGACCGAGGGCCAGCACCAGGUCCCCAUGGACCUUGAGAUUGGCUUCGUGCCAGAGUCGAGGGGUGGACAAUACCCUGGUUUAUUCCUGUUUUCAACACGGGCAAGGAUGAUGCGGCCGGUGAAGUAUUUACUGAACGGAAAGGCCGACCAGAUAGGUUCGUUCGAGCAGGUGUACAUGGAUAUUGCUAUUCAGCCCAGCGAGAUUGAGCCGGAUGUAUCUACACAUGUCGAACAUGCACCCACGAAUUUCCUUUCGAUCUUGGCAAAUUUAACCCCCUUCUCGGAUUUCAACCAAAGUCCCCGAAAUAUCUAUCAGUGCCAGAUGGGUAAACAAACCAUGGGCACUCCAUCAACAGUGAUGCAGCACCGUACCGACAACAAGCUCUACCGCUUGCAAACAGGGCAAACACCCAUCGUGCGACCACGGUUGCACAACACCUACGCCAUGGAUGCCUACCCCAACGGCACGAACGCCAUCGUCGCCGUCAUCUCGUACACUGGCUACGAUAUGGAGGACGCCAUGAUUUUGAACAAGUCUGCCCAUGAGCGAGGUUUCGGAUACGGUACCGUCUACAAAUCCUCGAUAGUCGACCUGAAGGAUAUGCGCGGUGCCUCCAAGGCUACCUCGGCGCCUACUCUUCAUUUCGGCCUCGGGUACGAGAUCAACACUACACUGGGAGAUAAGCAGCACGCUUGCUGCAACUUUGUUGACCAGGAUGGUCUUCCAAUCAUUGGGGCCAAGCUCAAUGCUGGUGAUCCGCUUGCUGCGUAUGUCGAUGAUAAUACCGGGAGGACAAAGUUCGUCAAGUACAAGGGCGAUGAGCAGGCAAUUGUCGACACGGUGCGCGUCAUAGGCGCAGAUGCUGGAGACAGUGAACUCCAGAAAAUCCAAGUCACCUUGCGCAUAACACGUUCUCCUGUCAUUGGCGACAAGUUCUCGUCACGACACGGCCAGAAGGGUGUCUGCUCACAAAAGUGGCCCGCCGUAGACAUGCCCUUCACCGAGAGCGGCAUGCAGCCAGAUGUCAUCAUCAACCCGCAUGCGUUCCCAAGUCGAAUGACUAUCGGUAUGUUAGUAGAGAGUAUGGCUGGCAAGGCCGGAGCUAUGCAUGGCCUCGCUCAGGAUGCGACGCCUUUUCAGUUUUCUGAAGAGGACACUGCCAUCUCGUACUUCGGUGACCAGCUGCUUGCCGCAGGGUACAACUACUACGGCAACGAGCCCAUGUAUUCUGGUAUCACUGGCCAGGAAUUCGCCGCCGACAUUUACAUCGGUGUGGUAUACUACCAGCGCCUGCGACACAUGGUGCUCGACAAGUUCCAAGUCCGAACGACAGGUCCAGUCGACCAAGUUACUCGUCAACCCGUUAAGGGUCGCAAGCGCGCUGGUGGUAUCCGUUUCGGUGAGAUGGAGCGUGACGCCCUGAUCGCGCACGGAACAUCCUUCCUCCUCCAAGACCGCCUGAUGAACUGUUCCGACUACUCAACUGCCUGGGUCUGUCGGACGUGUGGUAGCCUGAUCUCCCUCGGAUACGACGAUGUCAGCCUGGGUGAAGCCUCGACAUCGGGCAAGCUCCGCGCGACAGGGCCGGGUGGAGAGUAUUGCAGAGUCUGCCGUGCCGCCGCCGAAGAAGAAGACGAGCGAGCACGCGAGGCGUUGGCGUCGGGGCGCCCAGCACAUAACCACGCUGAUCUCAGAGUCGCAAUACCACCCUCGCACGUUCUUGGUAGCACCUCAAAAGGCGGCGACCUCGAUGUCAUUGCCGUUCCCUAUGUCUUCAGAUACCUCUGCGCAGAGCUCGCCGCCAUGGGCAUUGCCGUCUCAGUGGAAGUAUCAUAGUUAUAGAUGUCAAAAGCUGAACGGCAUACUGUACUGGAACCACAUCAUUACAGGGAAUACAUAGCUAAUAAUGGUAUCAAGGAUAGAAGGACGCCCAAAGACAAAACGAAUGUGGGGACUAGCCUGCUCAACAAGCAUGUGUGGUGAGCGAACGAAGCAAGGUACACGAAAAAAUAAAUAUGUGCAAAGAAGCAGAACAUAUCUCCGAAUAUAGAUGAGAAGCAAUCAGAUGGGUUGGGUCGUAUCCGCCCGCGCAGGAUUCCUGCCGGGCAAUGGAGGGGGUGUCGCAUUGGGGCUAUCAAGCUGGCUUUCUCCGAGAAACGCUUCAACGACUACAUUCUCGGCGUUGAUGGUAGCAUCUUCUGAAUGCGCCACUGCUACGUCGGGGUCGACUGGAUCGAUAGGUAUCUUGCAUUUCGCCAUAAACAUAUCAACAAUGAGCCGGCACUCUUCAGCAUUCGUAGCGGAGGAGAGAAGGCGAUGCAUAUCGCGGGCGUGUUCGGUGACUGCGAUGAGCUGAGGAUCGGGCUUGGGAGCGACAUUCCGUUUGGACCCGUUUUCCAUAGCACGCUUCGAGGACGUACGCUGCGGUGCGUUGACAGGCCCAGAGGGAAUGGUAAGUGUUUGAGAUGGUGGGGCCUGCAAACUAUCGGUACGCUUGGCAGGUAUUGCAAUGGUAGCACCGGCAGGGGCUGGUGGCUUGGAUGAAAGAUCUGUGAUUGACGACACAUCCGGGACGCUGGAGUCUUUCGUCCCCACAACAGACUCAGGCAUAGGCUCGUUGCCGUCCCACAGAGGCACAGGUUUACGAGACAUGGAGGCCGCACGUGAACGACUGGCCUGUGACGUACUAUCCUUGUCCUUAUCCCCAGAGCUUUGUGAACCGGUGGAGGGCGAAGGGGCCCUGGGGUAACGAGGAAGAACAGGUUUGUUUGCCAAAGGACUAAGAAUCAUGUUGCUCCUGGUGGUACCAGCAGGGGAAGAGGGCAUGUCUGGGGUGACGAAACCCUUGCGAGGCGAGAUUCUCCCAUCUGAAUCCGAGCGAGCACGGGUGUCACUUGAGAGCGUGAUCUUGGAUAUCAUUCUUUGCAAGCGACCGCUGCGCUUCGGGGCAUCAAAAGAAACCAAAUUCUCGUUGCCGAACGGUGGCUGCGGGGGUUCCGGUGGACCUUCGGACAGGAAGUCGAUGAGAUCUCUUGCAUUAGAGGAUAUACCUCGAGAUUUCUCGCCCUUAGAGACUGCUGAUAGCGGUGGGGGCGGCAGAUCCUCUUUGUCAGAUCCUCCCAUUAUAUCAUCUAUAUCCAUAUCCUCUAAAUUGCCGACGACUUUACGUUUGCGCUGCGUUUUGGGGUUCUCUGGAUCCAUCUCCUUAGCUGCAGUCUGCUUCUGGGUAGGAACCGUGGCACUCGAGGAAGAAGGCUUCAUGAAUGGUGCAAUGCUUGAGAAAGACGGGGUCCUCGAAGUAUGUUUAGGAGUAGCAACACUGGAAGCAGAACGUUUGCGUGUAGGUGCGGAAGAUGCUAGAGGUGUUGAAGUCACACUAUGCUGUCUAGGACGUUGGGCGCUCGAGGGGUCCUCUUCAUCUUCAAUGAUGGAAUCAACGUGGCGGAGCUGGCGCGGAGGCAUAGAGUUUUGAGGUGGCAAAGAAGGAACUGGGGGGACGCCAGGAUGACGCCUUUCGUUGGACCUGCCGUUGGUCUUCAGUGCACGAGCC